AUGUCGAACGUUUCUGAGCCGGAGUUUGAGCAGGCAUACAAAGAGCUGGCCUCUACCCUCGAGAACAGCUCUCUAUUUGAGAAGAACCCCGAGUACAAGAAAGCCCUCGAAGUCGCAGCCAUCCCCGAGCGUAUCAUCCAAUUCCGUGUUACCUGGGAGAACGACAAGGGCGAAUGCCAGGUGAACAGCGGAUACCGUGUUCAAUUCAACUCUGCAUUAGGACCAUACAAGGGCGGUCUGCGUUUCCACCCUUCUGUCAACCUCUCCAUCCUCAAGUUCUUGGGCUUCGAGCAGAUCUUCAAGAAUGCUCUCACCGGCCUCUCCAUGGGCGGUGGCAAGGGUGGUGCUGACUUUGACCCCAAGGGCAAGUCUGAUAACGAGAUCCGCAAGUUCUGCGUGGCGUUUAUGCGCGAAUUGAACAAGCACAUUGGCGCAGACACUGAUGUACCAGCUGGUGACAUUGGUGUCUCGCCACGUGAAAUCGGCUGGAUGUUUGGAACGUACCGUGCUGAGCGCAACAAGUGGGAGGGUGUCCUGACCGGCAAGGGCGGUGCAUGGGGUGGCAGCUUGAUCCGACCARAGGCUACCGGCUACGGUCUCAUCUACUACGUCCAGCACAUGAUCCAAUACGCAUCAGGUGGAAAGGAGUCCUUCGAAGGCAAGCGUGUUGCCAUUUCCGGAUCUGGCAACGUCGCCCAAUAUGCCGCUCUCAAGGCCAUCGAACUCGGCGCUACCAUCGUCUCUCUUUCCGACAGCAAGGGUGCCAUCAUCGCAAAGGAUGACAAGGGCAUCACGCCAGAGGUUGUCAACUACAUCGCCGAUCUCAAAGUCAAGAGAAAGGCGUUGACGGAGCUUUCGGAAUCUGCAGAGUACAAGGACAAGUUUGAUUACAAGGAGGGUGCCCGCCCUUGGGUCCACGUUGGCAAGGUCGACGUUGCUCUUCCUUGUGCGACCCAGAACGAAGUCUCAGGAGAGGAGGCUCAGGCUCUCGUCGACGCUGGUUGCCGCUUCACCGCCGAGGGCUCCAACAUGGGCUCCACCCAAGAUGCCAUUGACGUUUUUGAGAAAGCACGCAAGGAGAAGAAGGGUGAGGCGAUUUGGUAUGGACCUGGCAAGGCUGCCAACGCAGGAGGUGUUGCCGUCUCUGGUCUCGAGAUGGCACAAAACUCUGCCCGCCUGAAGUGGACUUCUGAUGAAGUGGAUCAAAAAUUGAAGGACAUUAUGGAAAACUGCUUCAAGAACUGCCUAGAGACGGCAAAGGAAUACGUUCAAACUUCUGACGGAGAGCUGCCAUCACUUGUUGCAGGAGCCAACAUUGCUGGGUUCAGCAAGGUUGCCGCUGCUAUGCGUGAUCAGGGUGACUGGUGGGCCAACUGA
Ramularia collo-cygni is the source of this 1377-nucleotide messenger RNA. RefSeq names its product probable glutamate/leucine/phenylalanine/valine dehydrogenases. The record is from RefSeq and is a predicted model, not a curated record. Gene Ontology annotation, molecular function: L-glutamate dehydrogenase (NADP+) activity. The coding region runs from base 1 to 1377 and encodes 458 amino acids. Gene Ontology annotation, cellular component: cytosol. Lineage: Eukaryota; Fungi; Ascomycota; Dothideomycetes; Mycosphaerellales; Mycosphaerellaceae. The transcript is spliced from 7 exons.